AUGUUGAGCACGCUCGCCAGAGGCGCCCGUUCGGUCGCUGUCCGAAACUAUUCGGCCGCCACUCUCGAUGCCCACUCCCAGGUUCUCGAUGACCAGAAGCCGAUGGAGGAGCAGGUCAACCCAUCUUUCUACAAGAUGGUUGACUUUUACUUCGACAAGGGAGCAGACGUUAUUGCCCCAAAGCUCGCCGAGGAACUCAAGUCCAACUCUCUGAGCCAAAAGGACAAGAAGAACCUCGUCACCGGAAUCCUUGGAGCCAUCAAGCCGGUCAACAAGGUGGGAUUCAAUCUUGUUUGUCCUCAUUGUCAUUCUAACUGUUCCAGGUCCUUUACAUCACAUUCCCAAUUCGCCGUGACAACGGAGAGUUCGAGAUCAUCGAAGCCUGGCGCUCGCAGCACUCUGAGCACAGAACCCCAACCAAGGGAGGAAUUCGUUACUCGCUCGAUGUGUGCGAGGAUGAGGUGAAGGCUUUGUCCGCCCUCAUGACCUACAAGUGCGCCGUUGUCGACGUGCCAUUCGGAGGAGCCAAGGGAGGAGUCAAGAUUGACCCGAAGCAGUACACUGAUUACGAGAUCGAGAAGAUCACCCGUCGUAUCGCUAUCGAGUUCGCCAAGAAGGGAUUCCUCGGCCCCGGAGUCGAUGUGCCAGCCCCAGAUAUGGGAACUGGAGAGCGUGAGAUGGGAUGGAUCGCAGAUACCUACGCUCAGACCAUCGGACAUUUGGACAGAGUACGUUACUAGACCUCCACAAUUUUUUUCUAAUAGUUUUGGUUAUAGGAUGCCUCGGCUUGCAUUACCGGAAAGCCAAUUGUGAGCGGAGGAAUUCACGGACGUGUCUCCGCCACUGGACGUGGAGUCUGGAAGGGACUCGAGGUGUUCACCAACGACGCCGACUACAUGAACAAGGUCGGACUCCCAACCGGACUUGCCGGAAAGACCGCUAUCAUCCAAGGAUUCGGUAACGUCGGACUCCACACCCACAGAUACCUUCACCGUGCUGGAUCCAAGAUUAUCGGAAUCCAGGAGUAUGACUGCGCCGUCUACAACCCAGAUGGUAUUCACCCGAAGGAGCUCGAGGACUGGAAAGACGCCAACGGAACCAUCAAGAACUUCCCAGGAGCUAAGAACUUCGAUCCAUUCACUGAUCUCAUGUACGAGAAGUGCGACAUCUUCGUGCCAGCUGCCUGUGAGAAGUCGAUCCACAAGGAGAACGCCCACCGUAUUCAGGCUAAGAUCAUCGCCGAGGCCGCUAACGGACCAACCACCCCAGCCGCCGACAAGAUCCUUCUUGCUCGUGGAGACUGCCUCAUCAUCCCAGACAUGUAUGUCAACUCUGGAGGAGUCACUGUUUCCUACUUCGAGUGGUUGAAGAACUUAAACCACGUCUCGUACGGACGUCUCACCUUCAAGUACGACGAGGAGGCCAACAAGAUGCUUUUGGGUAAGUGUCUUCUGAAUAAUCAGACAAACCAGCUGAUAAGAAAGUUUCGCGGCGCGAAUUAUACUUUGCCGGCAGAUGACGUGCGAUCUUUCGUUUUGCUGGUGUUGUUUUGUUUGACGGAGAAUACAAUACACUUUGCUUGCAAAAUCGCUACCUUUUCACUAUUGCGCUGUGUUUCUUUUUCUGAGGGAGAUACGUGAAGAACAGCACUUCGAGCGCUCGACCGCGGGUUUCCCCCGUAAACGUUUUGCGUCGGGAAAAAAGAAUACGAAACGAGAAUGAAUCGUUAACGAAUUUCUUUUCAGCCUCGGUGCAAGAGUCGCUCACAAAGGCCCUUGGAAAGGAAGCCGCUGUCGAGCCAAACGCCGCUUUCGCCGCCAAGAUCGCUGGAGCUUCCGAGAAGGACAUCGUCCAUUCUGGACUCGAGUACACUAUGCAGCGAUCCGGAGAGGCCAUCAUCCGCACUGCUCACAAAUACAACCUCGGACUUGAUAUCCGUACCGCCGCCUACGCUAACUCUAUCGAGAAGGUCUACAACACCUACAGAACCGCCGGAUUCACCUUCACAUAA
Molecule: messenger RNA, 2011 nt
Organism: Caenorhabditis sp. 36 PRJEB53466
Lineage: Eukaryota; Metazoa; Nematoda; Chromadorea; Rhabditida; Rhabditidae
Source: the annotation of a GenBank genome assembly